Messenger RNA from Saitoella complicata NRRL Y-17804, 1031 nucleotides. RefSeq lists its product as uncharacterized. Bases 16 to 1026 code for a protein of 336 amino acids. The record is from RefSeq and is a predicted model, not a curated record. Lineage: Eukaryota; Fungi; Ascomycota; Saitoellomycetes; Saitoellales; Saitoellaceae. The transcript has a single exon. Gene Ontology annotation, molecular function: metal ion binding. Gene Ontology annotation, biological process: snoRNA splicing. Gene Ontology annotation, cellular component: U2-type spliceosomal complex.
CUGUAGCAGUUCACAAUGUCCGACGAAGCACCGGCACCUAUUGUCUCCUUCAAAAAACGCUCGAACAACCGCAACACAAUCCGGAAACGCCCUGCAUCCCCACCACCAGCUCCCAAGGAGGAGUCUUCGGACGAUGAAUUCAUUUCUGACGAUUCAGGGGACGAGGAAAGGGAUCCAGCAAUGCCGAGGGUGAAGAAGGUUAAGAGGAGUGGUGGGAUCAGGGAGGGGACGCGGAGGGAGAGGAAGGUCGAGAAGGAGGAUGUUGGGGUGACGUACGAGGGUGAUCGGAGUAAGACGGUGACGAAGACCAACGACGCGACACGGGAGAAUACGGAGUCAGCUCUUGAUGCGGAAUACCUUCUGGGCAAGAAAGCCGCGGCACUACCACCGACAGACACAGAAGACGGCCUCUAUCGCGGCCAAGCAAGCUACAAACCCCUCAUCACCCCAAAUCCCGACCGAGCCACCUCAAAAUUCACAGCCAAAGGCCCCAUCAAAGCACCGACGAAUAUCCGAACAGUCACGGUAAUCGAUUACCAACCAGACGUCUGCAAGGAUUAUAAGCAGACGGGGUUCUGCGGGUACGGUGAUUCGUGUAAAUUCUUGCAUGAUCGGGGUGAUUAUAAAGCCGGGUGGCAAUUGGAUCGGGAGUGGGAGGAUGUGCAGAAGAAGAAGAAAGCCGGAGGCGAAGCUGAUACUACCUCCGACGACAAGAAGAAGGAGGAAGAGGACGGAGAGGAGAUUCCGUUCGUGUGUCUCAUUUGUCGGAAAGACUAUAAAACCCCGAUCGUGACGAAGUGUGGGCAUUAUUUUUGUGAGGGAUGUGCGUUGCAGCGGUAUAGGAAGAAUGUGACGUGUUUACAGUGUGGAGCGGGGACGCAGGGGAUCUUCAAUGUUGCGAAGGGCUUUAAGAAGAAGUUGGAGGAGAGGAGGAGGAGGCAGGAGGAGCGUGAGCGGGGGGAGCCUGGGCAUGGGGAGGAGGGUGCUGGUGGGGUGGAGAUUGAGUUUAGCGGUGGUCCUGAAUGAGAAAU